Messenger RNA from Sphaeramia orbicularis (orbiculate cardinalfish), 1585 nucleotides. RefSeq names its product progranulin-like. The record is from RefSeq and is a predicted model, not a curated record. The coding region runs from base 119 to 982 and encodes 287 amino acids. NCBI's taxonomy places the organism in Eukaryota, Metazoa, Chordata, Actinopteri, Kurtiformes, Apogonidae. The transcript is spliced from 6 exons. Gene Ontology annotation, cellular component: extracellular region.
UUCCUUGUUUUGGUUAGUGGGAUGGCCUAAGGUGUGAUAUAAAGUGCUUUUGCAGAGUGGUGAUUCAUUUCAGUAGAGAACACAUGACAGGAAAGCAUUUGUUUUCAGCCAUCAAAAGAUGUUUCGGAUCCCUGUGUGGCUGCUGUUGGGACUGUUGACAUGUACGUUAACGUCCUGCUUGAUCACAUGUCCCGAUGGUCGUGAGUGUCCCAAUCACUCAACCUGCUGUGUGGGUGAGGAGGGAUAUUCCUGCUGUUUCUAUCCACAGGCCGUGUGCUGCUCUGACAAGGUCCACUGCUGCCCUUCUGGGUUUCGUUGUAACAUGACCGCCGGGUUUUGUGAGAGAGAGAACAAGCCGUGGAUGAGCAUGCCUAUGGUAAAGAAGGAGGCCGCGGUUGACAACAGCCACAUCCGAGAGCGACAGAAGAGUUCUGUUGUGUUUUGUGACAACCACUGGGCUUGUGCUGAUGGUACAACCUGCUGCAGACACCCCAAAGGAGGCUGGUUCUGCUGCCCCCUGUCACCUGCUCGGUGCUGUCUGGAUGGGUACCACUGUUGUCCGUACGGCUACGACUGUGACCACACUUACACCAGAUGUGUACGGGAAGGCCUGACUUACCCUUUCACCCCCGAACAACCAGCAGCUUCACGCCCUGCCUUCCGUAUUUCGAUUUCAGAGGAUGAAGGCAGAGUAAAGGAGACACCAAUGGCAGCUCUAACAGAGGCCAGUGACGGCACAAAUGGGCUUGGAAUCAUUCGCUGUGAUUCAAUGCACUACUGCCCAACAGGGACGACUUGCUGUAAAGGACUGGCAAGGCAGUGGAGUUGCUGCCCUUACCCACUGGGUCAGUGCUGCUUAGAUGGUCGUCAUUGCUGUGAGUAUGGAUACACCUGUGACCCCUUGUCUCAAUCAUGCAGAAGAUUUUACUCUCAGAUCCCCGCAGGGACCCAGCAAAAGGCCAAAGCAGACCGAACGCUUUGACUUUGAGACUUUGGUUUUUGCAUCCUGACACCUUCACCUAUAUCGCUUCAUCAGUUUGGUUUUGGUGCGACUUUUAAGAUGAGCUCUAACAGAGUGUAUUUUUUCAUUGGAGGAAUCAACAAUUAUUAUGAUGUGGGAUUUUGGUUAAAAUUAGAUUAGUGGCCUUUUCAUUUAGCAUAAGAUUUCCUUGAACUGUUUGCAUCCAUGGGUUUCAUUUACCCUCACUCUUAUAAUGUGGGUAAUUUCAUAUUCUGAUUGAACAUUAACCCUUUAACCUCUGAGACAGUAUUUUAAUGAAAGAGGCUGCAUCUGUUUCAGUGUCAUAAAAGCUGCUGUGAGUAUGGGCUUGUGUUCCUUUUCUUCAGUGGUUUUAUUUUACUGUGCGUUUUAGGUCAAAACAGGGUGGAAUAACAGAAAAAGACAAAGAGAGGAAUUGAAGUUUUACAAGUUUUUACUAUAUAAGGCACUAAGAAUGUACAGCAAUAAGAGAUUUAGGAUGAACUGUGAACUGGAACACACUGAACAACAAGGAUUUGAAUUUUGUCUCAGUAGUUUUUGUUUUUCUUUUUUUUCUAUAUCAGUCCAGCUGCUUUUUGACACCUG